Molecule: messenger RNA, 1842 nt
Organism: Echinococcus granulosus
Lineage: Eukaryota; Metazoa; Platyhelminthes; Cestoda; Cyclophyllidea; Taeniidae
Product: RING finger and WD repeat domain-containing protein 3
Exons: 12
Coding region: 1-1842 (613 amino acids)
Biological process (GO): protein ubiquitination; interstrand cross-link repair
Cellular component (GO): nucleus
Molecular function (GO): ubiquitin protein ligase activity; protein binding
Source: RefSeq, a predicted model, not a curated record
AUGAUAACAUUCACAUCAUCGUCUGAACACUUCAAUUUUGGGAAGCGCUCCACCAUGCAUAUUAGUGAAUUUUUGGUCAAUGGAAGGAGGCUGCAAUGGAGAUUUUCCGUAGAGAGUAGUUCGAGAUUUUUUGGUACUUCUCUGCGAUCUAAACCGCUUGGUGAACCGAACACUUUAUUACACCAUGUAUAUGAUGACUCUACAGAACCUGUGGAAGAGGUAAUUGGGUUGGACUUAUUCGAGGAAGAUGGAACUGAAAAUCAAAUGGGUAAUUUUCCCUUGAGUGACACCAGUGGUAGAAGUCCUAUGGAGGAGUCUGAUAUUUGCUCGAUCUGUUUUGAAUCCUGGACUACUUCAGGCCCGCAUCGGAUUUGUUGUCUUAAAUGUGGUCAUUUAUUUGGUCGAAGUUGUGUUACAAAGUGGCUAAUGUCCGCCCGUCCUAAGCCAGGUACCUGCCCUCAAUGCAAUGCCAAAGCUCAUACCAAAGAUAUCAGGGCUAUAGAUACAACAGAUAGGGAUCGAGCGUUGGAAGAUUUAGAGGUUGAAAGGAAACUUAGAAAAAAAGUUGAAUUGGAGUUAUCAGAGUACAAGUUCAAGCUUCAGCUAGCUUGCUCUGACGUGGAGAAUUUGCGAGACGAAUUAAACAGUCUGAGAGCUGUGAUUUCCACUUCAAAGAAUGCUCAAUUGUCACCUAGUUCUUUAUCUAAGAGACCCAAACUCUCGGAUUUAUCUGUUGGUUCCUAUAACAUGGUCAAGACCUUGAAUAUCUCACCGGUUCAUACCAAUGACCUGCGGCCCCUUAAGUUCAUGCAUCUUCAUGCCCAGCCAAUUCGUGACCUUGCUUUCCAUCCAGAACAGCAGGAUGCCAUAGUCGCCUCCGCCAGCAUGGAUAAAUCCCUCAAACUCACUAGUCUUCUCGUUGAUCAAGUUGUACAGACAUACCAGUGCUCAUCACCCAUUUGGAGUUGUUGUUGGGCCUUCCCAAGUCCCAAUUAUCUCUUCGCGGGUUGCGUCAACGGCUCCGUUUACCUCUUCGAUAUUCGCGUUACCUCUCGACCCGCCUCUGUGUUCGCCAUUUCGGCUUCCUCCACAGCACCGGUCAUCGCUCUUCAGUAUAUCUCACCAAAUCCCAGUGAUCCCACCUUUCAGUCGGGUGGUCUACUCACUGGGCAGUUGACACAAGUGGCUUUUCUAGAGGAGGCUGUAACUACCACCGCGGCGGUUGUCGGUGGUGGGGAUGAGGAGCGGAGAUACAGAAGCUAUCCAUUAUCCUUGGAGGGCUCCUUAGUCUCGCUGUCUAGUUUACACGAUGAACGCGGCCUCUUCCUCGCCUCCUACCGACCCUCGACUAGAGUACCGCGCGUGCGGCAUCUCUGCACGCGACUGAAGGCCUCCCAGGCAGUGGGCUCAGAGACAGGGAUGCCUCGGCCACAUGGCUACGACUGCGAGUCGGUGGCCAGUCUCUUUGGCGGCACACAGAUGCGCAUGCUCUCGAGGGCUCGUCUAUUUCGACAGGAAAAGUCCGAUCAGCGAAAAGCUCCUCAGAAAAUUGUUAGUUCUCUAAAGUCCUCAUUGAAUUCAUCUGGACCCCACGUCGGCACCUACCUGUCUCAUCUGCGAACGGCUUAUCAAAUUCUGGCCGCGUCUGGAGACGACGAUGCGGGCGGCGCUCUCAUCUGGAACUGCACCACGGGUGUCCGCAUUCAGACCCUUACCGUGGCUAGUGCUACAAUCCCUGUAAUUGACGUUUGCACCUUUAACAACGGAGGAAAUUUGGCUCUCCUAACCGACCACCAAAUUGACGUUUUUAAAUGGUCACAAAGUUACGGAAGUGACACUUGA